Messenger RNA from Coregonus clupeaformis (lake whitefish), 3822 nucleotides. Its product is annotated as lamina-associated polypeptide 2. NCBI's taxonomy places the organism in Eukaryota, Metazoa, Chordata, Actinopteri, Salmoniformes, Salmonidae. The coding region runs from base 668 to 1828 and encodes 386 amino acids. The record is from RefSeq and is a predicted model, not a curated record. Gene Ontology annotation, molecular function: DNA binding. The transcript is spliced from 6 exons.
UGCCAUCUUCAGAUGGGGAUGCAGAGUUUCAUCAUCAUCAUCAGUGUUAUGAAAUUGGAAAUUACCUCUCAUGUCAUUAUAAAGGACUUUUAACUAUACGAAAAUCCAUCUGGGCAGAAAUUCAGACAAUGAAUUCAACAUACUAUUUUGACUGCUGACUAGGCCUACUGAUGUUGAAGCUCCUCUUUCUUUGUGGCAGGUGCAUCUGUUAUUUUCAAGACCGACCAAUCACCAUCUAGUUUAUAGUUCAUUGCGGUCUAACGUCCAAUAGCUCUCCUCUUUGUUGCCUUGGGUAUUAACUGGUUUACGACUGCGGACAGACAGACGCAAAUAGGCCGGGUUUUAACUAAUAGGGCCUAGUUUAAAAUCCGUAUUUACUUGUUCAGUUUCAAUAUACCAUUAAAUUGCAUCUGUAGUUUUGCAAAAUAAUCGCAGCCUGAGACAAGCGAUCGGAGGUGAAUACAUCUGAAGAUAAAAACAAGUAACUAAACCGGAUAGCUAGUUCAUGCUAGCUAAGUUACAUCGUUGGGCGCCAGUCUUUUCGUUUGCCGAGAUUGCUAGCUCUGCACGUUUCAUUGUUGUUGUUGUUAGCGACCGAGCUUGCUAACUGCUAAAUUUCAGCAUUACUUGCUAGCUACAGUUUUUAGCUACAAGAAAGCAACCAGGCAUGGCGGAAUUCCUCGAAGAUCCGUCGGUUCUCACGAAGGAUAAGCUCAAAAGUGAGCUCACGGCCAACAAUGUCCUUCUUCCCAGCUCCGAACAGAAGAAAGAUGUCUACGUUCAGUUGUACCUGAAGAACUUGACCGUUCUGAACAAAAAAUGUCCACCCUCUGUAGACACGUUCUCCAGUGAUGAAGAAUUGCCUGCCCCUGUAGUCUCCAACAAGAGCCGAUCUGGAAGAAAAGCUACCAGGAAGACAGACAAGCCUCGCUCAGAAGAAGUGGAAGUCACAGACCUCACCGAUGCAAGUUUAAAAGAUGAGCUGUUGAAGCAUGGAGUCAACGCUGGGCCCAUGGUUGGCUCCAACAGGAAGCUUUAUGAGAAGAAGCUUCAGAAGCUACUGGAUACACCUACAGCUGAGACUACUUCCAGCCCACCUGAAACUGCCAGAGUUACUGCUGCAGCCAAGGCAGAUGGCAACCAGAACGGCAACACACACUCUGGCCAGUACAGUGACAAGGAGGAAGAUGAGAUAGCUACUGCUCCUGAACCAGAGGCUGUUCCUGUUGUGGAGCAGCCUGUGAGGAUCGGAGGGAAGACUCCUGUCACUGUUAGGAACAGCAGCAGAUGGAGCAGUAAGCUACAGGUGGUGGAGGUGAACCUAGCAACUGGCGACCAGACCCCUAAGAAGACGAGGGAGAAUGUUGAAGAGAUUCUCGCUAAUGAGAUCCUUUCACCCACAGGCAUCAGCGCCAGCUGCAGGCGACCGAUUCGCGGCGCGGCGGGCCGACCGGUGAAACCCAGCGACUACUGGCUGAACGAGUCUCUCUUGGAGCGCUCCAUCUACACAGAGUCCUAUUCUGAAUGCAGCUCCUUGGGCUCAAACGCGCCGGCCAGGCCCGGCUUCCUCUCUGUCCUGCUGAAGCUCAUGGUGCUCAUCACUGUAGCCGGGUCCAUCUACUUCGCCAUUCAGCACCUCGAUGCUGAUCAGGUUCAGUCCUUCAAGGGUUUGCUAACCGACGCCAAGGGUCUCCUAAACAGCGCUAAGGGUCACCUGUGUAGCACGGUUGAUAAGGUGGUGGAUGCCGUGGUCGAUAAUGUGAUUGUGCCACUGGGUAUCGGGGGAGGCAGCAGCCAAAGUGCAGGAGCAGAGAGUGGCGGUAAGUAGGCAGUGCACCCUCUCCACCCUGCUCCCUUUGUUUUGGGUAUUUUUUACCGUUAUUUUACCAGGUUGUCCAAUUGAGGUCAGAACCCCGUUUAUUCAACAGACCACCUGGCCACUGCUCUGCCAUCCACACCUCACUAGCUCACCACACCCCCUCCAUCGCAUCCUCUGGUCACCACCAACAUCUUCACCUUUUUAUACAUGGUUACCCACCUUGAAGGACUGACUGACUGACUUUUAAUCUGGGCUGGUAGACUAUUACCCUGUCCCCUCCUUGUUCACUUUUCCUCACCCCUCACCCCACGUGAGGAGAGCAGGGGGGGUAUUCAACCCAACCAACACCAGCUUCCUGGAAAACCAACACUGUCUUGGCGAGACAGUCUGAAUAGACUUGUUUUUGAUUAUGAAGUUGUUUUUAAUCAUAGUGUGAAGUGUAUUUUGUGUAUUCUUUGUGUGUGUAUUUUUCCCUUAUGCGUGUAAAUAGAACUCCCAUGUGAUAUAGAGAGGACAGACAAGUCGUAUGCAUGGUUGUAGUUUUUGAAGGACAUGUUUGUAGUUUUUGAAGGACAUGUUUGUAGUUUUUGGAGUGUCUGUGGUGCCAGGCGUUUUUCUGAUGGUGAAGUGCCUGCACACUGUUAGCACUUAGUGCCAGUGUAGGGGUCAAUUCAAUUUAAAUUCCAGUCAAUUCACAAAGUAAACAAUUCCAAAUUUUCCUCAUUAAAAAGCAUUGAAAAGAAUUGGAAUUCCAGUGUACUUCCUAAAUCGACUGGAAUUUAAAUGGAAUUGACCCCAACUCUGCUUAGUGCCCUCCCACUAAUUCAAGCACAAAGAAAUGCUACUAAUUACGGAAACAUUUACAAGUAUUUCUGUAUGGAUUUUUGAAUAUACACUAGUAGUAAUAAUAAAGCUAGGUAGAAUCAUUUGUUGAAACUAUGAAUUGAAUGGUGCUCAGGUCUAUUCUAAUCAGCUCUAAAUUAAUCUGAUCAAUGCUGGGAGGAGUGAUAAUGUCCAAUAGUGUAAAGUCAGGUCUCGUCACUGUAUGAGGAAAACCCCUUAUUUUCAAGUUAUAAAGGUCAUAAAACUGAUUUUCUUUGGAUAAAUUGCUCGUUUUUGGUAUAUGCUGCAGUAACUAAUUAAGUGGUCUGACCGUUGAAUGGCUCAUCAUGGCACCUGACUUGAGGGGCCGUGACCAAAUCCCAGUAUAGCUUUGUGAGUUUGUGUGAGUUUACGUACGUGUUUCAUUUAGUAGUGAUUUGUUGUGCUAGAUUCCAGAUCCUCCUGUCCUAUCUACAGGGUCAUGAUCAGUAGGGCACCGUAGCAAAAUGGGCAUAAUCCUCUCUGUUUUAAUGUGUGUUUUCCCUGUUUGUUGCCUAAUGAACAUGACCCAAGACUGGCUGUCUUUUUUUAGUGCACCCACACUGCCCUUCCUAGUGGUUCCGCACACUACUGAUCUGGGAAGAAUAACGUUUUUGCAAAAGGUAGUUGAGCAAGUAUACGAGUUAACAAAGUAUUCAAUUUGGUUACUUGGACUAUAAAUAGAAAUGUACUCUGCCUCAUGUACACUUCAUCGUCAUAGAAGAGGUAACACUAAAGGGGACAAUAAAACAAUUGACUGAGGAGAGACUAAUGGUAAUAUUGAUAGCAACUUAACUUAUAUUGACCAUUCAUUGAAUUUUGUUGUCAAGAUGUUGAAAUUUUUGUCCAGUGUUUAAAAUAAGUAUUUUUUAUUGGUGUAUUUUUCUAAUGUGAAUUGUUAAUGUUUGUCUUUUGUCGAGGUGAAAGUGAAAUGUCAAAAAAUGUUUAAAUGCUAUCCUAAAACUGAACCUCUUUGUUGACUUGUGGUUACACAGGUGAAUAUAUUAAAGAUUCAAUGUUUUUUACUUUGAUCAGGCAGCUAGCUUCCCAUGGAUGGACAGAUAUGAUGGGGAUUGUGGGGGUAAGGAUUUUGAAUCUGUUUUUAUUUGAAACAGUAUCAUGAAAUAAAUGUGGUAAUUCAA